CUUCGCACCUGACGCGUUAAGUAUUGUAGGUAUUGUAGGUGUAAAAGACAUGUCUCGAAAGCGCGUUAAAUUGGGUCGCAAAUCAAAACAUGGAAAGGAGGACAAACCCAAAAUCGUCGACAUCGAUGAAGAUCAACAAACUAAGAAAAUAAAUAAGACUCCGGACGAGACGCACCUGUUGGACUUGCCGACGUGUGUGAAAAAAAAGAAAAAGUCUGCCAAACAAGUCCACGUCGCUUUUCUUCCAGAGAAAUACGAGCCACUGGUUGAGGAUGAAAUUACUGACAAACCACGACAAGACAAUGUCAAGAAAAGACAGGACAGAUAUAAAAAAUUCAGAAAAAAUGUGGGGAAAGCGCUCCGCUACAGCUGGAAGUGUCUGGUGGUUGGAUUGCAGAAUGUCAGCUUGGGUUAUUCAAUGCCAGUGAUCCUCCAGCGGGUCGGCCUGACAUUGGAGCAGCAGCGCCAGAGCUUCUGGUCCCUGGUGCUCGGGGAAUGUGGCCAGCCCUUCGUGUUGGCUCAACAGCUUCGGGACGCCAGUCGCAAACGGCUGGUCAGUGAUGACAGCGACGUCGACAGCAUCAUCGAUACGGUGGUACUGGAGCAGUUCGUGGCGUGGCUGCCCAGGAAGGCCACCCAGUGGGUCCAGUGCCACCGGCCGACGUCACUGACCCAGGCUAUCCAGCUGGCGGAGGACCAAAUGGCGGCGAACCCCUCCGAUCUCUCUCUCUCUCUACCCCUGGGUCUUCCCCUUCUUCCCCCCGUCCGACUCCCUUUCCCAGGUCCCGGCCGUAUCUGCAGCCGCGGCCAGCCCCCCACUCUCGGGGGACAACGGGAGCCAGAUUUUUCCCCGCCGCGAGGGCGUCGCCCAGGAAUGCGGACCCGUACAGCGGCCCUUCCACCAGCUCUCCCGUUCCUCCACCCUCAUCUCAUCAAUCCCUUGGCCUGCUUCCUGCUGCUAGGGCGGGGAGGAGGCCUGGGCCGGCCUGUUGGCAGUGCGGGGAUCCGGGUCAUUUUAUCGACCGCUGUCCCGUGA
Molecule: messenger RNA, 1036 nt
Organism: Triplophysa rosa
Lineage: Eukaryota; Metazoa; Chordata; Actinopteri; Cypriniformes; Nemacheilidae
Gene: lg10h1orf115
Product: linkage group 10 C1orf115 homolog
Exons: 3
Coding region: 50-1036 (328 amino acids)
Source: RefSeq, a predicted model, not a curated record